Messenger RNA from Panicum virgatum (switchgrass), 1192 nucleotides. RefSeq names its product chitinase 1-like. Gene Ontology annotation, biological process: chitin catabolic process; defense response to fungus; carbohydrate metabolic process. NCBI's taxonomy places the organism in Eukaryota, Viridiplantae, Streptophyta, Magnoliopsida, Poales, Poaceae. Gene Ontology annotation, molecular function: chitin binding; chitinase activity. Bases 33 to 995 code for a protein of 320 amino acids. The transcript has a single exon. The record is from RefSeq and is a predicted model, not a curated record.
AACAGCUACCACCAGCACAGCAGAUAGACGACAUGAUGAGAGCAGUGGCGUUAGUGGCCAUGUUGGCCACUGCCUUGGCGGCUUCCGCGCGCGCCGAGCAGUGCGGGUCGCAGGCCAACGGGGCUCUCUGCCCCAACGGCCUCUGCUGCAGCAAGUGGGGCUGGUGCGGCUCCACCUCCGACUACUGCACCAACGGCUGCCAGAGCCAGUGCGGCGGCGGCAGCCCACCGAGCGGCGGCGGCAGCCCACCGAGCGGCGGCGGCGUCGAGUCCAUCAUCUCGCGUUCGCUGUUCGACCAGAUGCUCCUCCACCGCAACGACAACGCGUGCCCUGCCCGGGGCUUCUACACGUACGACGCCUUCGUCGCGGCGGCGAGCGCCUUCCCGGGGUUCGGCACGACGGGCAGCCUGGAGACCCAGAAGCGGGAGCUCGCGGCGUUCCUGGCCCAGACGUCACACGAGACGACCGGCGGGUGGGCGACGGCGCCCGACGGACCCUACGCCUGGGGCUACUGCUUCAAGCAGGAGCAGAGCCCGUCGUCGUCCUACUGCCAGCCGAGCUCGCAGUGGCCCUGCGCCGCCGGCAAGCAGUACUACGGCCGUGGCCCCAUCCAGAUCUCGUGGAACUACAACUACGGCCCCGCGGGCCAGGCCAUCAGCCAGGACCUCCUGGGCAACCCGGACCUGGUGGCCAGCGACGCCGUGGUGUCGUUCAAGACGGCGGUGUGGUUCUGGAUGACGGCGCAGUCUCCCAAGCCGUCGUGCCACGCCGUAGUGACCGGGCAGUGGAGCCCCUCCAGCGCCGACCAGGCGGCCGGGAGGGUGCCCGGGUAUGGGGUCAUCACCAACAUCAUCAAUGGUGGGAUCGAGUGUGGCCACGGCGCUGAUAGCAGCGUCGCGGACCGGAUCGGAUUCUACAAGCGCUACUGCGACUUGCUCGGGGUCAGCUAUGGGGCCAACUUGGACUGCUACAACCAGAGGCCCUUCGGCAGCUAGCUCAGAUCAGCUGGCAUGGCAGUCUUCACAACUUGGACUGCGAUAAAGCUAAGGCAGAGAUCGUCACACAAUAACAAGCGUGUUAUGUAUACGAUCCAAUAAUAAUGCAAUUAAGCAAUAUAUUGAAUCAGUGGAAUAAAAUACAUGAUUAUAUAUAGAACUAGAAUCAUGUGUUGGAAAUAAAUAUUUAUAUAAGA